Molecule: messenger RNA, 2706 nt
Organism: Scheffersomyces stipitis CBS 6054
Lineage: Eukaryota; Fungi; Ascomycota; Pichiomycetes; Serinales; Debaryomycetaceae
Gene: FOX2
Product: bifunctional hydroxyacyl-CoA dehydrogenase/enoyl-CoA hydratase
Exons: 1
Coding region: 1-2706 (901 amino acids)
Molecular function (GO): oxidoreductase activity
Source: RefSeq, a predicted model, not a curated record
AUGUCUCUAUUAUCCUUUAAAGACAAGGUCGUGAUCAUCACCGGUGCCGGUGGUGGUUUGGGUAAGCAAUACUCGUUAGAAUUCGCAAAGAGAGGCGCCAAGGUUGUUGUCAACGACUUGGGUGGUUCUCUUAGCGGUCAGGGAGGAAACUCUAAGGCUGCUGAUGUCGUUGUUGACGAAAUCAGAAAGGCUGGAGGUAUUGCUGUGGCCGACUACAACAAUGUGCUUGAUGGUGACAAGAUUGUUGAAACCGCUGUCAAGAACUUUGGUACCGUCCACGUUGUCAUUAACAACGCCGGUAUCUUGAGAGACGCCUCGUUCAAGAAGAUGCAAGAGAAGGACUUCCAACUUGUCCUUGAUGUCCAUCUCAAUGGUGCCUUCAAGGUGACCCAGGCUGCUUGGCCAUACUUCAGAAAGCAGAACUACGGUAGAAUCGUCAACACUGCUUCCCCAGCUGGUUUGUACGGUAACUUUGGCCAAACCAACUACUCUGCUGCCAAGGCUGGUUUACUUGGUUUCGCUGAGACAUUGGCUAAGGAAGGUGGCAAGUACAACAUUCUUGCCAACACCAUUGCUCCAUUGGCCCGUUCAAGAAUGACCGAAUCUAUCAUGCCUCCAUCUAUCUUGGAAAAGAUGAGUCCAGAAAAGGUCGCUCCUAUUGUGCUCUACUUGGCUUCCCAGAACAACGAGAUUACUGGACAAACUUUUGAAAUUGCUGCUGGCUUUUACUCUCAAAUUAGAUGGGAAAGAUCUGGUGGUGUUCUCUUCAAGCCAGACCAAUCUUUUACUGCCGAAUCUGUGGCUAAGAGAUUUGACGAAAUCUUGAACUUUGAUGAUUCCAAGAAGCCAGAGCUCUUAAAGAAUCAACACCCUAACUUGUUGAACGAUUACCUCAGUUUGACGGAAGCUGCUAGAGCAUUGCCUCCUAAUGAUAACAGCGGAGCUCCUACCGUUUCAUUGAAGGGUAGAGUCGUAUUGAUCACAGGUGCCGGUGCCGGUUUGGGCAAAGAGUAUGCCAAGUGGUACGCCAGGUACGGUGCCAAGGUCGUGGUUAAUGACUUUAAAGACGCUUCCAAGACUGUGGAAGAGAUUAAGGCUGCUGGUGGUGAAGCCCAUGUAGACCACCAUGAUGUUGCUACCCAGGCCGAGGCUAUCAUCAAGAAUGUCAUUGACAAAUACGGAACCAUUGACAUCUUGGUUAACAACGCUGGUAUAUUGAGAGACAGAUCUUUCGCCAAGAUGAGCUACGAUGAAUGGAUUCAAGUUCAGAAGGUCCACUUGUUAGGUACUUUCAACUUGACUAGAUUGGCCUGGCCAUACUUCUCUGAGAAGAAGUUCGGUAGAGUCAUCAACAUCACCUCUACCUCUGGUAUCUAUGGUAACUUCGGACAAGCAAACUACUCUUCGGCCAAGGCUGCUAUCUUGGGUUUGACAAAAACCAUUGCCAUCGAAGGUGCCAAGUCCAACAUUAAGGUUAACGUUGUUGCUCCUCAUGCUGAAACUGCUAUGACCUUGACUAUUUUCAGAGAAGAAGACAAGAACUUGUACCACCCAGAUGCUGUCGCUCCUUUGUUGGUCUAUUUGGCUAGUGAAGAUGUUCCAGUUACCGGUGAAAUCUUUGAAAUCGGUGGAGGCUGGAUCGGUAACACCAGAUGGCAGAGAUCUAAGGGUGUUGUAGCUAAAACUGAUGCAGACGUGACUGCUGAAUUCGUCAAUGCUCACAUUGAAGAAAUCAUCGACUUCGAAUCGGGCUCCACCAACCCAAAGAGCACCACCGAGUCUUCUAUGGAGAUCUUGUCUGCUAUUGGUGGCGACGACGAUGAAGAUGAAGAUGAGGAAGAAGAAGAAGAUGAGGACGAUGACGAUGACAUUGUGGACCCUGUCUGGCACUACAAUGACAGAGACGUCAUUCUCUAUAACAUCGCGCUUGGUGCAACUGCUAAAGAGUUGAAGUACGUCUACGAAAACGACGCCGACUUCCAGGUCAUUCCAACCUUUGGUCACUUGGCUACGUUCAAUUCUGGCCAAUCUCAGCUUACGUUCGCAAGAUUGUUGAAGAAUUUCAACCCUAUGCUUUUGUUGCAUGGUGAACACUACAUCAAGCUUCAUAAGUUCCCUGUCCCAGUUGAAGCUUCCAUCAAGACUACCUUCCAACCUAUCAACAUUACCCAGAAGGGCACCAACACCGUCGUUGUACAUGGUUCUAAGUCUACUGAUGCCACCACCGGUGAAGUUGUGUUUGAAAACGAGGCCACAUUCUUUAUCAGAAAGUGUGAAGGUAAGAAUAAGACCUAUGCUGAAAGACGUAAAUUUGCAACUCUUCCUUUCACUGCUCCAACCUCUGCUCCUGACUUUGUCACUGAAAUUAAGAUCUCAGAAGACAAGGCAUCUUUGUACAGAUUGACAGGUGACAGAAACCCAUUGCACAUUGACCCUAACUUUGCCAAGGGUGCCAAGUUCGACAGACCUAUUUUGCACGGUAUGGCUACCUACGGUUUGUCUGCAAAGGUUUUGUUGGACAAGUUUGGUCCUUUUGAUGAAAUCAAGGCAAGAUUUACUGGAAUUGUUUUCCCUGGUGAAACUUUGAAGGUUUUGGCAUGGAAGCAAGGUGAUGUGGUUAUUUUCCAAUCUCACGUUGUCGAAAGAGGUACCAUCGCUAUCAACAACGCUGCUAUCAAGUUAAUCAACAAUACUGCCAACCUUUAG